This is a messenger RNA of Oryza sativa Japonica Group (Japanese rice), 1756 nucleotides long. Its product is annotated as RNA pseudouridine synthase 4, mitochondrial-like. Lineage: Eukaryota; Viridiplantae; Streptophyta; Magnoliopsida; Poales; Poaceae. The record is from RefSeq and is a predicted model, not a curated record. Gene Ontology annotation, biological process: enzyme-directed rRNA pseudouridine synthesis. Gene Ontology annotation, molecular function: pseudouridine synthase activity; RNA binding.
UGUGAAUUCUUUCCGAUCCAACAAACGACUAAGACGGACUUUUGCUUCGAUGGCGGCGCUCCUCUAUCUCCGGAGGCGGGCCGCGGCGGCGGCGCUCGCCGGCGUAGCGCCAAAGCCCCAAUGGCUGGCCACGGCAGCGAGGCGCGGUGCUCUAGUUAGCGGAGACGACGGUGGAGAGACAGGCGAGAGGGGCAAGAGCCCGUGGUUGCAGCUCCCGCCCUUCGCGCCGCUCGACGCCGCCGCCGCUGCGAGAGCCAUCUCUCGAGGAGGUGGCGAAGGAGGAGAUGGAGAACAGGGAGCUACCGCGAUCAAGUGGGUCCGUCGGUGCUGCCCCGACCUGCCGACCUCGCUGGUGCAGAAGCUGUUCCGUCUCCGCAAAGUUAAGAAGAACGUUGUUACUGCUGAGAUCUCAUCGGCUGAUGCUAGUGCUGAGCAACAUCGGUUGAGAAGGGUUUCAGCAAAAGAUCAAUUAAUGCCUGGUGAUAUCCUCUUUCUGCCUGUUAAUCUCAAAGAAUCUUCGGUUGCUGAGAAGACUAAGAAAUUUGAUAACAGGAAUGAGAUUAAUUUUCUGCGUGGCCUUGAGAUUUACAAGGAUGAAGCCAUCAUCGUGGUCAACAAACCCCCUGGAAUGCCGGUUCAGGGCGGUGUUGGCAUUAAAAACAGUAUAGAUGUAUUGGCCUCCAUGUUUGAAGAAAAUUCUUCUGAAGCACCUCGUUUGGUUCAUAGGCUUGAUAGAGAUUGUAGCGGCAUCCUUGUUCUGGGUAGAAAUCAACUUAGCACUUCAAUGUUGCAUGCAAUAUUUCGUGAGAAAACUGCUGAUGCUUUAGCUGAUGGUACUCAACAUGUACUGCAAAGAAAAUAUGUUGCUCUUGUAAUUGGAACACCUAGACAUCCCAAGGGUUUAUUGUCAGCUCCACUUGCAAAGAUUCUAUUACAAGAUGGUAAGUCUGAGCGUCUGACUAUUAGGGCCAGUUCAAAUGCUGCUUCUGUUCAGGAUGCUUUGACAGAGUACAGAGUGAUUGAAUCUUGCCCCCAAGGGUACACUUGGCUAGAACUAUUUCCUCGUACUGGAAGAAAGCAUCAGCUCCGAGUUCACUGUGCAGAGGUUCUUGGAACCCCAAUUGUUGGGGAUUACAAGUAUGGACGGCAAGCGCAUCAGAAGUGGAUGCCUCUUCCCCUGCCACGGACAAUUGAUGAGGAACUGCUCAGGAAAAGGAAGCUUCCCUUUGGGCUUGUUGUGGGUGGCGGAAGCAUCGCUGAGGAGCAACCUCAGCUUCAUCUACACUGCAAGCAAAUGGUUCUUCCUGAUGUCUCAGUGGCUCUUCAUAGGCUGCAGUCUUCAGACGUUAAUCCUGAUUUCUCAGAUCUUGAGAAGCUCAACUUUGUUGCUCCACUGCCGUUGCAUAUGCGGUUGAGUUGGGAGAUUUUGAAGUCUGUGAAGAUUUAAGAAAUUUUUUUAAAAAAAUUCUUGUCUCUCUCUCUCUCUGUAUGUUCUGCAUAUUUACCACAAUGUCUGCCUCUUCUUUUCAAGGUGGCUUUUUCUUUGUGGUAGCUACUAAUACCAUUCUCCUAGGAAAGAUUCAAAGAGAGGUCCUGCUUUACUACUCAUGUUUUUUUUUAGCGUAAUCAAGCCGUGAUUUUGAACACCAAGGUUGAGAUUUAGUUUCGUUGAGUUUGGAAAACCCAGGUAAAAUACCCAUGGUACUAUAACCUAUCCAUUUAUUGUUAAGCAUACAUGGAAUUCUCUUCUUUUUGG